UGGAUAGCGUUUCAUUAUCCGCCGCCUCUGUUUAUCCCUGCCAAAACCGAGAGAGAGAGAGAGAGAGAGAGAGAGAGAGAGAGAGAGAGCAACGAACAAUUAAUACACCACAGAACAACACCAUUUCUGUCUGCGCCAACCUAUUCUUCGUUUUGUAUCACCUGUGGCCCGAUAUUCUGAAGCUUGAGCUCAAGUCUAGUUUGUUUGUUUGUUUGUUUGAUCUGAUUUUAGCGGAAUCGAAAGCCGUCGGUAUGACUCGGCGGUGUUCUCAUUGCAGCCACAAUGGCCAUAACUCAAGGACUUGCCCCAAUCGCGGUGUCAAGCUCUUUGGAGUUCGAUUGACUGAUGGCUCGAUCCGGAAGAGUGCUAGUAUGAGUAGUCUCAGCCACUAUGCUGGGUCAAGCUCCGGAGCUCAUCAUGCUGGGUCCGUCAAUCCGGGUUCGCCUGAUGAGACGCCUGAUCAUGGUGCUGCCGCUGACGGUUACGCCUCCGAGGAUUUUGUUCCUGGGUCAUCGUCUGUUUCCCGGGAAAGGAAGAAGGGUGUUCCGUGGACUGAGGAGGAACAUAGAUUGUUCUUACUUGGAUUGCAGAAGCUUGGCAAAGGUGAUUGGCGUGGAAUUGCCCGGAAUUAUGUUAUAUCAAGGACGCCUACUCAAGUAGCAAGCCAUGCUCAGAAAUAUUUCAUCAGGCAAAGCAAUGUGUCUAGGAGGAAAAGACGCUCUAGUUUGUUUGACAUUGUUGCUGAUGAAACUGCUGACACACCAAUGGCAGAACAAGACUUCUCGCCAGCUAGUCAGCCUGAGGCUGUAACAGAAGGCAAUGACCCCUUGCCAGCUCCUCUGGCCAUUGAUGAAGAGUGCGAAUCUAUGGAUUCCGCUUAUUCAAAUGAUGGAGACUCUGCCUCUUUAAAGCCAGAUAGCUCACAGUCACAGUCAGAGUCACAAUCGCAGUUCCCAGUGCUAUAUCCUGCGUACUUUUCUCCUUUCUUCCCAUUUCCUCUGCCUUAUUGGUCAGGAUACAGUCCGGAGCCCAUCAAGAAGGAGGCAGUGCAUGAGGUGCUAAAGCCUACUGCGGUACAUUCUAAAAGCCCCAUCAAUGUUGAUGAAUUGGUUGGCAUGUCUAAACUCAGUUUAGGGGACUCUAUUGGUGAAUCUGGCCCUUCCUCUCUUUCACUAAAACUCCUUGAGGGACCCUCUAGGCAGUCAGCUUUUCAUGCAACUCCUUCAUAUGGUAAUUCAGACAUGAACGGCAAUGCAAUCCCUGCAGUUUAGGGCAUCUUCUGCCAAGUUGACUAUAGGCUAGCCCGGUAGUGUCACGAUUAUCUACAAAUACAGGGCUCGCAAAUUUGCUCUUAUGUAGCCACAGGUCUCUGGUUGUGGGAUAGCAGUAUAGUUUUCUCUUCCUUCUUCACAGUGAUUAUUAACUUUGUUUCUUUUCUGGCAGGCGAUAGCAUCUAGGAAUUAUUUGAGUCUAAAACGUUAUUUGACAAGUUGUUAAUUACUUCUUGUGUUCUAUAUGGCAUAGGCGUCAUGAAGUUUAUUCUA
Prosopis cineraria is the source of this 1544-nucleotide messenger RNA. RefSeq names its product transcription factor KUA1-like. Bases 252 to 1271 code for a protein of 339 amino acids. Gene Ontology annotation, molecular function: DNA binding. The transcript is spliced from 3 exons. The record is from RefSeq and is a predicted model, not a curated record. NCBI's taxonomy places the organism in Eukaryota, Viridiplantae, Streptophyta, Magnoliopsida, Fabales, Fabaceae. Gene Ontology annotation, biological process: response to auxin; response to ethylene; response to gibberellin.